Molecule: messenger RNA, 651 nt
Organism: Orussus abietinus
Lineage: Eukaryota; Metazoa; Arthropoda; Insecta; Hymenoptera; Orussidae
Gene: Dtd
Product: D-aminoacyl-tRNA deacylase 1
Exons: 4
Coding region: 67-546 (159 amino acids)
Biological process (GO): tRNA metabolic process
Cellular component (GO): cytoplasm
Molecular function (GO): D-tyrosyl-tRNA(Tyr) deacylase activity
Source: RefSeq, a predicted model, not a curated record
GUUAAAUAAAAAAAUACGAACAACCACUUAUUUCGCUCUUGGGUCGAAAAGAGCAUCUCUUCAAGCAUGAAAGCUCUGGUGCAACGCGUCACUGCAGCCAGCGUUUUAGUUAAUAAUGAAGUUAUCAGCACCAUCGGAAAGGGAUUGUGCGUAUUUAUCGGUAUAAGCCGAGAAGACACGUUAGAAGAUAUCAGAUACAUAGUACGAAAAAUUUUAAAUGUGAAAUUCUUCGACGACGAGAAGGAUAAAAAGUGGAGCAACAGUGUAAUGGACAAACAAUAUGAAAUAUUAUGCGUUAGUCAAUUUACUCUAUAUCAUGUUUUAAAAGGAAAUAAAAUAGAUUUUCAUAAAGCAAUGGCAGGGGAGAAGGCAAACUUGCUUUUUUCGCACAUCGUUGACGAACUUAGGGCAAAAUACAAACCAGAAUUCGUGAAAGAUGGUCUGUUUGGUGCCAUGAUGCAGGUGAAAAUAGAAAACGAUGGACCUGUGACGAUAGAAAUAGAGACCCCAAAAAAGGAUACCUCCAAUAACGCUGAAUCUAUAUAAGUAUUUGUUGCUUAUCGCUUAGUAUACAAAUGCAUAUAUCUAUACUUUUUUAAUCAAUUAUGCAGAGUAUAACUCAUAAAAAAGAAAUAAAAAAUUCUUAAAGUA